This is a messenger RNA of Acytostelium subglobosum LB1, 1002 nucleotides long. RefSeq lists its product as hypothetical. The transcript has a single exon. NCBI's taxonomy places the organism in Eukaryota, Evosea, Eumycetozoa, Acytosteliales, Acytosteliaceae. The record is from RefSeq and is a predicted model, not a curated record. The annotation marks the transcript as partial.
UGUGUGCCUCUGCUCAUGAGCACACCUCUGCCAACUUCGCUAACCAAUCUAAGGUUUGGCGACCAAUUCAUGGAAUCAAUCACACCGGGCAUUCUACCAACGACACUAAAGACAUUGAGGCUCGGAGAGAUGCAACAACUUGAUGGCUUUCAACCAGGUGGAUGGCUUCCAGAAUCAUUGGAAUCACUAAGAUGGUAUAUCAAAGAGAGGCGGCCGAUCAUACCAGGUUUGCUGCCUGAACAUCUUGCACACUUCCACUAUGGUGGGUUCUCUAACAUGUUUAUCCGGCCUGGAGUUCUACCGAGAUCACUUACCUCGUUGGUGUUGGGUGUUCAGUUCAACCAACCUCUGCCGGCAGGCUCGCUACCAGACUCAUUGAUCAAACUUACUAUGGGUUACAGUUAUUCGCAACCUUGUAAGAAUGUUGUAUUGCCUCCAUCACUAGAGACACUGGCAGUGGAGACCUUUAAUCAGGUGGUCUAUGCAGAGAGACAUAGGACUGGGUCGAUCAAGUCGAUGGAGGUUAUUGGUUCAAUCAAACCAGGAAGAGUGGUUCGAAAAAGACAAAUAUCGAUCAAACUAGAUACAUUGUCAUUGACACGAAAUACCUACUAUAGUCCUGGACGAAGUCUACAUCAGUUGGCAUCAUCUCUACUGUUCACAGCUCCACGUGUGGCAACAAUUAAUAUACGAUGUGUUAUGGAUGAUCUGGACAGUAUACAGUUGAGAAGGCUUGGAUCACCCUCUGCACUGGUAAUCAUGAGGCGGAAUAAGAAAAUUCAUGGAUGGACUGAUCAAAAUGAUAUUCGAGUAAUGUUUAUUGAAUCAGGUCUAUCACCACCUCGUCGUAGAGUUGGACCAAGGGCAAUCAAGAGAUCUGGACUAUUAUCCAAAACAUAUAAUCAUUAUCAAUAUCGUUGGAUACCAAAGUUACAAUCAAUUUGGGAAGAAUACUUCUUUAUAUGGAUCGUAUUAAUCUUAAUUCUGAUCAAGGAACUCUUU